GAGCGAGCAUGAACUAGAGGGAGAGAGCCAGUACACUGUGUUGAAUGUUCAAUGUGUCAAGGAGAGAGGGAGAGCAAAAUGAAAUUGGUUCCAUGAAAUCUGUGUGACUCAAACACAGCCUUCUCUGUGUGAGAGGGAGGGAGAGAGAGGGAGAGAGAGAAAGGGAGAGCAGGCGGCAGGGAGAGAGGGAACAGAGGACUACAAAGAAUGAGGCGAAGACAAUCACUCUUAUUUGCCGAAUCAGGAACCAGAAGACAUCGUCGUAGUCUAAAAGAGACGUAACAUUUUUUUUCAGAGUACACGGCUCUGAAGCACAAGGUGACAGAGAGGCAGACAGGGCUGUGAAACAAACAGCAUGCUGUAAAGAGCAGCUGUAAACUUCAGUGUGUGUGUGCAUGCGUGCGUGCGUGCGUGUAUGCGUGUGUGUGUGUCUGUGUGCGUACGUGAAGAGGGGUUAGUACAGUAGUUUUAUAGGGAAAUUGCACACCUUUUACUGCAGCCAUGUGGCAACGGUGCUCGGGAGAAGCAGUGGAGCAGUAGAACACUGAGCACAUUGUGACAGAGCGGUGGCUACAGGUAACGGCCAGAUAUCGCCGCGCAGUCAAACGGCACAGGACACAGCAGUGGAAGGUUUUACUUGGAGCCAGACGGUGCCCCUGGUGGUGAGACGAUGACAUCGCACGGGAAACUGAAGAAGGAGAAAGGGAGCCUGGCAGAGUAUGACACCCAGAUUAAAGAGGUACGCAAUCAGCUCUCGGAGCAGCUGAAGGUUCUGGAUGCGCAGCUGGAGCAGAAAACGCAGCAGCUGCAGGACAUGAGUGACUACCUGCGCCGACGGGGGGAGAUUGAGGGGGAGUACGCUCGGGCACUGGACAAGCUGACCGAGCGCUUCACCACCAAAGUCAAGAGGAAGGAGCAGAGUGAGCAGUCUGUGGCUCAGUGCUGGUCCGUUCUGCUGGCCCAGACCCGGCAGGAGAGCCGGGACCACGGAGCCACCAGCGAGUACUGCAGCAACAACCUCACGCAGAGGCUCUCCCACUGCAUGGAGGAUACGCACCGGCUGGCCAAACGCAGUAAGGAAGUAGGGCUUCAGAUGCAGGAUGAGCUUCUCAAGGUCACCUCGGAGCUACAGCUGGCACUGAAGUCCUAUCACCAGUACCACUCUGACUACCUAUCUGCAGAGGGCAAGCUCAAGGAGGCCACGCGAUUGGAGGAACGAAAGACUGGCAAAAGCACUGACCUGGGAGUCAUCAGCCAAUCAGCAGGGCAGAGGCGCAGCUCAGUCAAGAAAAUUGACAGGCUGAUGGAAAAGAGACAGGGGAAAGUCCAGGAGAUGCAGUUGAAGUGCACUAAAGCUCGGAAUGACUACCUGCUGAGCCUGGCUGCUGCCAAUGCCUCCAUGAACAAGUACUAUCUGCAGGACAUCUGCACUCUCAUCGAUUGCACGGACCUGGGCUACCACCUCUCGCUGUCGCGGGUGAUGCGUGGAUUUUUGUCCAGCCGGCAUCGGGUCCAGGAGAACCUGAAGAACGGACUGCAGCAGCUGGAGAGUGCUGUGACCGGGCUGGAUCAGAACCAGGACCGGGACGCCCUGCUGCAGGCGCACAACGCCACGUUCUGCCUGCCCUUCCGAUUCCAGCACCAGCCUCACGAAGGGGACGAGGUGUGUGAGGUUAGUGCAGAAUGCCAGGUGAAAUACGAGCUGGAGACUCGAUUCCAGCAGUUGCAGUCCAGACUGGCGGUCAUCACCCUAGAGACGGAGGAGGCCAAUAAAACACUGCGAGCAACUUACACUGCCCUCAUGGACAACAUCUCUGAUGAUGACUGCAACCCCGCCCCUGACAACGCCGUAGGCCAAUCGCAGGAGGGCGACGCCGCCAGCAGCAAACUGAGCAUGCUCAAACGGCGAGCCAAUCAGCAGGAGACAGAAGGAUACUACUUCACUAAAGUGAAGGAGCACCUCAGUGGAAAUUCUCUCAUCUCUAAGCUGCAGGCCAAACACGACCUGCUGAAGGAGGCUAUACAGAAAGCUGAAGCAGUUGACAGUGACCCCUCCAGAACACACUCCAGCAGGUCGAUGCGUGUGAGGAAGUCUCGGCCCUUCUCCCAGUACAACCACAAACUCUUCACUGGAGACAUGGUCUCCUUCAUCCAGAGCACCGGCCAGCCCAUCCCCCUGGUGGUGGAAAGCUGCAUCCGUUUCAUCAACCUUCACGGUCUCCACCAUGAGGGGAUAUUCAGAGUGCCAGGAUCUCAGAGUGUGGUGGCCCAGAUCAGGGAUGCCUUUGAGAGAGGGGAGGACCCCCUGACAGACAGUGACUGUGACAUCGACUCUGUGGCCGGGGUGCUGAAGCUGUACUUCAGAGGCCUGGAGAAACCGCUUUUCCCCGAGGAGAACUUCAGCCAGCUCAUGGAAUGCGUCCAGAUCGAGAGCGAGACAGAGAGAGCAGCGCACGUGAAGUCAGUCGUCUCCUCCUUUCCCCAGCCCGUCAUCAUUGUUAUGAGAUACCUCUUUGCCUUCCUCCAGCACGUGUCCCAGUACAGUGAUGAGAACAUGAUGCAGCCCUACAACCUGGCGGUGUGCUUCGGCCCCAGUCUGCUGAGGGGGGCGGAGACGGGCGACGCCGUCACCCUGCAGCCCCAGAUCAAUGCCCUGGUCAAGACCAUGAUCCUCCAGCACGAGGUCAUCUUCCCCGGCCCCCAGGAGCUGCAGGGGCCCAUGUACGAGAAGUGCAUGACCCUGGAACAGGAGUACUGUGAGCCAAUCACAGAGGAGGGGGAUGGAGAGUCUGAACACGGACACAGUGAGGAAGAUUGGGAUGCUGUGGCCAUGUUUGAUUACGCUGCUCGCUCACCAGCAGAGCUGUCAUUCAAGCAGGGCGACCAUAUCCUGCUGCACACCAAGGCAUCUUCCGAUUGGUGGAAAGGUGAAGUGGGUGGAGUCAAAGGGCUCAUCCCUCACAAGUACAUCAGUGUAUCUGAUGGGAGCGGUCAUCGAGGAAGGAGGGACGACAACCGAGGUGGCAGCACGGGGAAUCUGAGUGAGGAGAAGCAGCUGGCUGAGCAAGGCACCCGGCUGAGGGUGAACAGCGACAGCGCGUCUCUCCCGGGCAGACAGAGAGCGGGCAGUAGUGGCAGUCCUGUGCGUAAACUGCCCCUGCAGCUCCCGGCUGAGGGCCGGCUCAUUCUGCCCCACUCGCCGGGGCUCGGACGCCAGCAUGCAGGGUCCCAGGAGAGGAGGAACACUCUGGAGACUGUAAGACAGAUGGGUGCAGCGGAGAGACCGACAGUCCAGGUCGACAGGGAGGUGAGCCGACAGAUGAAUUCGGUUUUUAGGGAGCUCCUCGCCCGCCAGCCUGGCCUCGGCCCGCCCCUUCCUGCCCCGGCUGCGGCGUCCUCCCCGCCCUCCUCCAUGCCCCGCUCCGCCCCGAAGAAGGGCGGCUUCGGCCUGAGGGGCAGGGGCCUGUUCAAACCGGCCGACCAGCAGGACUAACCGGGCCAGGAGGCGGUUUAAACUGGGAGUUAUCCAUUACCAGUGACUCCUGAGCUGUACGAUUUUAUUUCGUCUCUUCUUCCAGAUGUUUUUCGAGAGUUGUAGUGUCUCCGUUUUUCAUUUCAUGUCAGGGUCAGUGCAACGCAGUGCCAUUCAGUGCAGUCUCCACCAUCGUACUACGCUCCCACACGGCUGUGUCUCUUGUCUAAGAUCCAUCAGUGUGAGGUAGAUGUGUAGUCCUUCUAUGGGAAAGGGCUACAGUAUAAUAUCCUCUGUAAUUAUGUAUAUAAAAGAGAGGGAGCGUGAGAGAAGGGAGAGGUGAAAGAUAUUUCCAUAUUCUUCUGACAGCGAGUUGGUGUUUGCCAUCUUCCCCAGUUUUUAAAAAAGCAAGAUGUCACAGAAGACUGGAACCAACCAUGCCAAGGCUUACAGACAUGUUUCCAUGCAAUGGUACCAAUAAAUGUAACAAUAACUACAAUUAUGACUAAGCUGGAUAUCACUUGCUUGCUUCAAACCAGUGAACCAGUUUUAUUGAUGUACAUGCCCGUCAGUCAACACACACAAGCAUGAACAGCACCCAGCAGUGAUGAAAUGUUAUCUCGUCAUUUAGAAAUGUGUUUUGAAAAUGACUUCAAAUGAGUUCCAUGUCGAUGGUUAUUGUUUUUUUUUCCUCAAUCGCUGUAGUGUACAUGUACACAUGUGUAUUGCUGUGAAUUUGAAUGGUUUUCAUAACGUAGUUAUUAUCACAGUUAUGGUUCCAGAGUGGAGUGUGACUGAGAGGUUCCGGUGAAGCACAUAGCUGAGGCACACUGAGGUAAACAGUGGUUGACAGGGAGCAGCACUUGAACACAUUCCUCAGAACAUGUUGCUUAAACUGGAAAAACGGCACAUUGUAACUUUUGAACGCAGUACAAGUGUAUCUUUAUUUUUCUUUAUUCAGAAUAUUGCUUUUGUUCUAAAUGGAAAUCAUGUGUGGCAUUUAGGUGAUUUUACUGAUGAUUUGUGUCAUGUGUGCAGUGCUUCAUAUGGUGCCAAAACAAUAUGGACCAGGUUCUGUGCAUGUUUAGAGACUUUCUCCAACUAGUUUUGUGGACAUUUAAAGAAAAGGUGUGGUUUGUUCACCAUGAGAAUUCGGGUCUGGCCAAGGUGCAGUAGGUACAUUUCUAGGGCAGGUACUGAGCACACCUGAACCCCAUUACCGGCUUUAAACGUACCCAGAAUGCCUCUGGAGUGACAGAGACCAGACAAACUUUUCUAAAAUAUGCUCACAUUUUUUUAUUGGCCAAGCACAAGGGGAACAUAGACACCCUUCUGUUUUUGCGUGCGUGUUUUCUUUUUCUGAAUUUAUUUAGGGUACUUUGUAAACACCCUGUUAUUGGGGUGCCCGAGCAUGGGAGUUUUGUGCAAUCUGUUUUAUUGCCAUUUUGUUCCUCAAAUGCCUGUAAAACCAUUGAGAAGUUAUUACAGAAUUUGGGAAGUUUGUAGUGGGGAGACGGCACAGGAAGAUGCAUUUGAGCCAAAAUGGAGGCUUUGCCACUGGCCCUUUAAGGUGCUUAGUGCUAACAGAGUUUUUUCCACUGCAAACCCUUCUUCAUCCCUCCAUCCGCUUUCAUGCUGCUUCCUUUGGUCCAAGUUAAAUGUAAAUUGUCAGACGAAGGCAGACAGUGGCUUUCAGAUAGCAGAGACUGGCCACAUGGGGGCCUGCAACAGAAGAUGGUUUACACUGGUGGCUCCAUCUGUGUUGGUCCUCACUAUGAAAAUACCCUUUUAUGAGAUUUUCUGCCAAAAAAAGCUGUGUACUAUCUUGUUUGAGAUGUGCAAUAUAAUUUUAGGGAUGCCACCAUAGAGCAGUUAAUUUGUGGCGCUUGCACCCAAUAUGAAAAUGAAUAUGUUGUUUGCAGUCCAUCAGUGACAAACAAAUGAUGUGGAUUGAGGUCCCAAAGGUUAAACUCAUUGUGCUGGCCCCCAAAAAUUGUUCUGCGUUGCUACUUAACUUUUUAUUGGUUUAAAAGAAUGUUUUAUUUUGUUUUUCAUGUGUUAUUUUGCCUUUAUUAUAUUUUAAUUUACUACAUGUCUCUUUUUUAUUAAUCUAUGACUAUAGUGCAGUGAAAAAUAAAUAACGUUUACUGUUUAAAAUGUAUUGUUCAGAGUAAACUAAGAGUGGCAGAAAAGCCGAAUGGCUCGGUUUUAUGUAAUGUCAUUCACAGCAGCCCUUGAGAGAAGAUUAGCCCUGUAUUUCGGGGGAGAACUCAGACCUUGGUGUCACUUGCACACCACUGUUUAAGUACCCGGCCUGGUGGCAGGCAGAUUGACAAUAACACAUGCGCUUUCUCUGAGGCCAUCUUCCUGCUGGGCUAGGCUAGGCUAGGCUAAGCUGGGCUAUGCUAAGCUGGGCUAGGCUAGGCUAGGCUAAGCUGGGCUAGGCUAGGCUAGGCUCUCAGGCCAGCGUGUCACUGAGAGACGCAGGGUCCAGACCCAGGGCUGAGUGAAGCACACAGAGAGCAAGAGAGAAAAAAAGAGAGAAAUAUACACACUGUGAAAAAAAAACGAAUAGAGGGGAAGAUCCUGUUCCUCCAUUUUCUGAGCCACAACACAGUAAAUCACCAGUGUCUGCGAUCCACAUACUUUUUCUCUCCUCCUUCUCUGAUGACUAUCACUCAAAUUAUUGUUGUUUAAGAAAUAAUAAUGUUAAUAAAUGAUAUAGAUUCUGA
Molecule: messenger RNA, 6204 nt
Organism: Conger conger (European conger)
Lineage: Eukaryota; Metazoa; Chordata; Actinopteri; Anguilliformes; Congridae
Gene: arhgap4b
Product: Rho GTPase activating protein 4b
Exons: 24
Coding region: 671-3493 (940 amino acids)
Biological process (GO): negative regulation of cell migration; signal transduction
Cellular component (GO): cytoplasm
Molecular function (GO): protein binding
Source: RefSeq, a predicted model, not a curated record